UAUAUUUGGCAGUUUUGGGGGUACCGGUGUGAUAUGGUGAAAGAUGGAGAACCUGAAGAGUGGUAUAGUCAGCGACAUAAGCAUCUCAAAACGGUGACGUUUUCGGGAUAUGUGGGGUGGCCAAUUGAACUUGAAUUCGCUAUAUAUAUAUUGAAGAGUGCUGUAAGACUGGAAGAAUUUAUCGUUGAAUCUUGUGAUAGAUAUGAUACAGCCAAGAAAGAGGCUGCUGCAGCUCAUGCGCGGGAGAAAUUUCCACCAUUGUUACGUAAAUUUAAGCCAUUCUUUGUUGUUCAACCGGAAUCGCCUAAUUUGCAUUAUGUGGCGAAGAAGAAAUUAGCUAUUUAGUUUUUUUUUUUCCAAUUUUAUUUACUAGGAAAUUAAAUCUUCCUUGAUGGCUUUCUUUAUUGAUUGUUAUUUAUUAGGCUUGAUAAAUUCAGAUGCAUAAAACUUGGGAAGAAACUUACAUAAUCAUGACUUGAUAAACUUUCAAGUAAGUUUUUAAUCAGCAUAUAUAUCAUUUAAUUUGCCAAAGAAGAUGUAUGUUUCCUCGUUGAUCAUCAAUCCAUCAUUAUCCAUGUCUUCGAAAAUAAAAAUAUUGACAAUAAGAAAUCAAUGGACAAAUAAGUACAGCUAAGUAAAAAAAGUUUAUUUUUUAAUGUAACAUCUAGAGCAGCAGCUGAUGAAAUAAAUAUGGUAAAAGCAGGGGACUUUUUUUCCACAAUUUUCAUUGCUUUUUCAACCUUAAUCCCCUGUUACUGUACAAAUUGUUGUGUUUGGGGUUUGGAUUUGAAGGAAAAUAUAUACCGAAUUAAGAUUAAACGACUGUACGUAGAGAGGGUCGUGAUUUCCUGUGGUGGUGAGAAAGUGACACGACGUUGGUAGUAUGGUGGAGGUGGUGCCCUCUCGUUUUUUCAGACCGACGAUGGUGAUGGUGUAAUCGUUCUAUAAGAGGUGGAUCAACAUUUUCGUCUCCCGUUUCAGACCAAAAGAAGUGGAACAUGGUAAGAAGUUGUUAACGAGAAUUCUUGGAAUUUUUUAGAAACCUUGUAUUUACAACUUUCUAAAAUAUAUAUACCUAGAACUUUAGUUGGAGUUCACUAGAGUCCGUCGACCCUAGUCAAUCAUCACCAUCCGUACAGAGUAGUCAAUCAUCACCAUCCGUGUAGACAAGUGAAGAAGUAUAAAUAUCACCUUAUACUUCACUUCAAAUCAUCCCACACAUUCUCACUUACUCAUCAAUAAUGGAAGACAAUAGUUUUUACGACGAGUUAGCUGCCAGCGCCUUUGAAACCGACGACGAUGAAACUGAAGAUGAGCAAACUGCCGAUGAAGAGGAAACUGAGGAUCAUGAGGAGCCCGACGACGAGGAGCCCGACGACGAUGACGACGAGGAGCCCGACGACGACGAUGAUGAAACCGACGACGAGGAAAUCGAACCGUCCGAUGAGUUUUACAUAGAGAUGGCUAGAAGAAAGCUCGAAUACUUUAGGCAUGCUGUUGGGGAUGAGGACUACAUAGCCACCCUAGAAGAAAAAUAUGAAAAAGAUGAAGAGGAAGCAGCUGAUUUCUUUGAGUCAUUGCCAAAUAUAACUCCGAUUACGAUCACCAAUGACAGGGAAUUGGAUGGUCUUGCGGCCAUCCUGGGCAGAAAAAAAAACUGGAAAGGAACUGUUAUAGUUGUAGGAGAAGUUGGAGGGGAUCUGUGGAAUAGUGUAAUGGUAGUUGUUAGACGAUGGGAUGGUAAAAGAAGGAAUGGAGUGAAAGUGAGGGCCAGACCAUGAGUUAUCCGCUUUAGUAUUUUUUUUUCUUUUUCUUUUUAUUUUUUACUUUUAGAUUAGGAUUUUUUUUCCAUUUUCUUUUUGUUGGUUGGGGUACUCUUUCCUUGUUAGGUCAACCAAGGUUUUAACGGGGCCUCAAUAUUGAUAAAAUAUUUUUUUUGGCCAAAAAGGAUAGUUUUUUUUUUCAUUUCUUAACCUCUCUUGUUGUUUAGAGUAUUGUGUAAUUAAUUUCCAGGAAUAUAAAAAUUAACUAAAAAGAAAAAUAAAUAUUAUAAAUAACAUGACAGAAAGGGUGGCAACCAACAGAAUCAGAAGUAAGGAAUUUCAGAAUUAAAAAUGGAGGCUGAUCUGUAAGUUUAAAUCCACAUUUAUUUAUUUAUUUGUUGUCUGUUAUAUUUUGAAGAUUUGGCAACCGUUGUUUGGGAUGACAUCUUGAGUUGGAUUCACAGCAGAAAAUUUUCUAUAAAUAUCGAAAAGUUUAAUUGAGAAAAAAGGUGGUGCUUUUCUUUUCUGUUGUUUCUGGAGCCAAGGUACUAUAUGUAUAUUAUGUUGUUAAUGAAACCAAUUUUUAAAUGGCUAUAUUUGCUUUUUCUUUCUCUAUUCUUCUAGACAUCUUGAAGAAAUACUGUCAUUAUGCUUUAUCUUGAUACUUAUUUUGAAUUAGCUUAGUCUUUUGUUUAGUAGUACUUGCCAAGUGUUUAGAGUAAUCAAAUACAUGUAGCCUUAAAGAAAACGAGAGACUUAAUAACGUGUCCCUUGUCUUUGCAGUGAUCCAGGGAAGUAUGUGAGAACGUUGCUCCUUUCAGUGUCAACCAUGCUACAUUUGGAGCUCCAUCAUGUCAUGUUUUAUCGAAGAUUGAUUUGAUUGAAAGCUAUGGAAAACUAGUUUUGAGCACUGAUACUUUUUGCAAAUAUUCUUUGAUUCUUAAUUUUUUGCAUAUUUUUUCAUUUGUUUUGCAGCUUUCAACCUUGACUUCUACACUCAUGUACAAGAUUUAAACUAUUUACAGUAUCAUCUUGAAUAUUUUUGAAUUUCGAGUAAAUGAAGUUGUCUGAUUCUUGUUCAAU
Erythranthe guttata (spotted monkey flower) is the source of this 2846-nucleotide messenger RNA. RefSeq lists its product as uncharacterized. The record is from RefSeq and is a predicted model, not a curated record. NCBI's taxonomy places the organism in Eukaryota, Viridiplantae, Streptophyta, Magnoliopsida, Lamiales, Phrymaceae.